UCCGAUCUUGGUAUUGGCCGUAUUGCCUCGGUGACUCUUCGACCCCGGUAUAUCUUGAGAUAUGAUUUGGCGUCGCCGGGGCAGAUGAUACCGCGCUCCACCAUACACAAACCAAGAAGCUAACCCCGAUAUUUUCAGCCGCUGAGGAAGGGUGUGCCCUGUCUGCUCAUCAGAAUGACUAGCACUUAGAUCAGCUUUGGGAGCCCAGCAUGCUGUCUCUUGUUACAGAGUCAUCUGACUCGAGACAGCUUCCCCUCUGCAAUCGAUAUUAUCGACAGAGAUGUCGAACGAAACGACGUCCUCGGCCUUCGUGGGCCAGCCACCCAACACCGAGGACGACUAUUAUGUCGUCCGUGGAUUGCUCCGGCUGGCUGGCCUCGUAGACGCGGAUCCGAGUCUGGGCUAUAUUCAUGCCGCACGGCCGCCGCCCGCCAACUAUACGUAUACGUCCAGGCAACCUAGGAUUGUCGCCGGCCUCAUCAUCGUGAUGGUGGCGAUCGUGUCAGCGACCAGUGCGAGGCUGUUCCUGAGGGCGUCCAUGUCUCAGAUGAGGUUUGGUGCCGACGACUGGGCAACUAUUGCCGCCGCUGGAUUUGGCGUGACUUACACCGUUUUGCAGCUCAUCAUGGCUUUCCACGGCGGGGGCCACCACAUCUGGGACGUGACGUACGAACAAUACGCCGUCUUCUACUACUACGGCAUCAUCGACAAGGUUAUCUUCUACGUCUGCAUCGGGUUCAACAAGAUCUCCCUCGCCCUCUUUAUCCGCCGCCUCGCCCAAAACAGCUCCAGGGGCUGGCGCUACUUUUGCGACUUUUACCUCACCACCCUAGUCCCCUACAUUCUGCUCGCCGUUUUCUGGAUCGUGUUCUCGUGUAACCCGCCAAGGGCGCAGUGGGACCAAGCUUACAGCGGGAAGCUAGCCACGCCGGCACGCUGUGUCGAUAUGAGUCUCGCGGGGAGAGUGUUGAAUAUCACGCACGUGGUACAGGGUGUCAUAUUGUUGCUUUCCCCCAUGGUCAUCCUCUGGACCGUCCAAAUCGACCGUGCGAGGAAAAUCAGGUUGUUUGUCAUCUGGGGCGUGGGCGCCAUCACCGUUCUCUGCGGUCUCAUGAGGCAGAUCCGCGCCGAUUUCACGGCCGAUCUCAUGUGGAGCUACACCGAACUGCUCAUCUGGACAUCCUUGGAUGUAUGUAUCGGCAUCAUCACCAUCUCGCUGCCGGUCAUGGAUGCGUGGCUCGCGGGGGCCUGGAACGGGGCGAUUCUGAAACUGGGGUACAGGCGCUCGUCGAACGGUUCUCGGUCGCGUGGGGUCCAGGCCAAGACGUAUGCGCAUGGGACGACGGUUCAUAGCACGGUGGGGGCGAAGACGCCUAAAAUCUCGUCUGACUCUGGGAGGGGAAUUAUUCAGAAGGAUAGGUCGCAUGAGAUGAAUAUCCUGAGGACGGAUGAGGUGGAUAUUAGGUAUACCCCGGCUGGAUCAACUUGGGAGAGCGAAGGCAUGCCGAAGGUGUUCAAUAAACAUCGAGUGGACGGGUUGAAUUAGUAAUACAAACGGGUGGGGGGAGGGAAUACUCAUAUUACCUUGAAAGCUCACUUCGCGACCUAAUCUUGUACUUAUAGCUGUAUCCGAGAUGUGUG
This is a messenger RNA of Pseudomassariella vexata, 1641 nucleotides long. RefSeq lists its product as uncharacterized. Lineage: Eukaryota; Fungi; Ascomycota; Sordariomycetes; Amphisphaeriales; Pseudomassariaceae. The transcript has 2 exons. Bases 281 to 1546 code for a protein of 421 amino acids. The record is from RefSeq and is a predicted model, not a curated record.